Messenger RNA from Dreissena polymorpha, 2255 nucleotides. RefSeq lists its product as uncharacterized. The coding region runs from base 151 to 942 and encodes 263 amino acids. The record is from RefSeq and is a predicted model, not a curated record. NCBI's taxonomy places the organism in Eukaryota, Metazoa, Mollusca, Bivalvia, Myida, Dreissenidae. The transcript has 5 exons.
CUAGCAUAGGAAACUGUGUUGAUGGGACCGUGUUUGGAUGUUUUGUUGACGUUUCUAGCAACAGUGUUUGUUUUUGAGUGUGGGUAUUCUAUAUUUCCAUUACUGAUGUCAAAACGAUUAACAUAUAGUCGGUUAUGUUAUAACGGUUAAAUGGUCGGUCGGCAGGUCAUCCUAAGCGGAGACCUCGACGUCAAGUCGCCGUCGACGUUUAUACGUGGAUGGCGUCCCAAUCCUUGGCGGACACAAACGGUAGAGCUGGUUCUACAAAAUGGCGUCCAUUAUCUUAGCAUAUACGAGAAAAAUACCACGAAGUCGACGAAGUUUGAGGACUUCGAAUUGAAAGAUAUAACAGAGGUGACAAUGGUCCCAUCAAAAACCCACGCGCAUGCGUUUCACAUCGUUUCCGGAGGCGCUCCGAUCAUUGUGUUGUCAGGGGAAACAUCUAUGGUUAGCCGGAAGUGGAUCUGGGCAAUCCGGAAGGCUCUUUUUCCACGGGAGAAUAUAGCUGAAACUAAAAAACUAUUCCUUCGCCUUGUUCCGAAUGCGGACACCACGCGACUCAACCUAGCGCUAGGAAUCUACAUCGUGGAAGUAUCCGCGGUCGCCAUGGAGAUGACCUUCACCUCUGACGUGGACCGGGCAUGCACGCCCGUGGUGCCGUUCAGCGCCGUGGUCCCCACCCUCGGUCAAUUGAGGCUGCCCCUCACGACUCUGGGACGGGUGACGGAGCGGGGGAGCGACGAUAACGCGUUGGUUAUCGUGGAAACCAAUCCUGACAUCAGUGAACACGGGGCCUUGUCCUUAUAUUUCGCUACAACAGACGGCAGUCAUGAAUCCCGUUCUAAAGUCAUUUCCGUUUUCAAGAACGUUCUGUUCCAAGCUACAAACAAUCUUCACGACUGCAUUACAUAUUCUAACUGGGACUUUGACGACCAAUUGUAGAUGCUUAAUUUAUAGAAUUUUCUAUAACCUUAACUUUUCCUUGUCUUUCAGAACCUAUAUAUAUUCAUCAAAAUAAUUAUAGGAAUCCUGUCUUUAAAACACGUUAUAUGUGAUGGUCAGUUUUUUUUGUUAAGCUUGUUAUUUAUUCACAGUUAACUGCUAGAUGUCGUAAUUUUCAGAAGCGGAAAAUGAAAACAGAAAUUCGUGAUAAUGUAUGAGAUCAUGGUAAAGAGAUGCGUUCGAAACCAUGAAUUUUUAUUUUGCGUUAAAUUAAACGUCUUAUGUCAAAAUUUACUUAAGUAUAUAGUUACUAUCAUUUUUAGCUCAUCUAUUUUUUGAAAAAAAAAGAGCUAUUGUCAUCACCUUGGCGUCGGCGUCGGCGUCCUGUUAAGUUUUGCGUUUAAGUCCACUUUUCUCAGAAAGUAUCAAUGCUAUUGCAUUAAAACUUGGUACACUUACUUACUAUCAUGAGGGGAAUGGCAGGCAAAGUUAGAUAACUCUGGCGUGCAUUUUGACAGAAUUAUGUGCCCUUUUUAUACUUAGAAAAUUGAAAAUUUUGGUUAAGUUUUAGGUUUAGGUCCAUUUUAUUCCUUAAGUAUCAAAGCUAUUGCUUUCAUACUUGCAACACUUACUAACUAUCAUAAGGGGACUGUGCAGGCAAAGUAAUGUAACUCUGUCUGGCAUUUUGACAGAAUUAUGUUCUUUUUUUAUACUUAGAAAAUUGAAAAUUUGAUUAAGUUUUGUGUUUAGGUCCACUUUAUUCCUACAGUAUCAAAGCUAUUGCUUUCAUACUUGCAACACUUAUUACCUAUCAUAAGGGGACUGUGCAGGCAAAGUUAUGUAACUCUGACUGGCAUUUGGACGGAAUUAUGGGCCCUUUAUACUUAGAAAAUUGAAAAUUUUGUUACGUUUUGUGUUUUGGUCCACUUUACCCCUAAAGUAUCAUAGAUAUUGCUUUCAUACUUGGAACACUCGCAAACUAUCAUAAGGGUACAGUAAAAGGACAAGUUGCAUAACUCUGGUUGUCAUUUUUACGGAAUUAUGGCCCUUUUUUGACUUAGUAACUUUGAAUAUAUGGUUAAAUUUUGUGUUUCGAUCCACUUUACUUCUAAAGUAUCAAGGCUAUUGCUUUCAAACUUCAAAUACUUUCAUACUAACAUUAGGUUACUGUACCUGGCAAGUUGAAUUUUACCUUGACAUUUGAAUGACCUUGACUCUCAAGGUCAAAUUAUUAAAUUUUGCUAAAAAUGCCAUAACUUCUUUAUUUAUGAUUAGAUUUGAUUGAUACUUUGACAAAACUACUCUUACCUGAC